Molecule: messenger RNA, 1899 nt
Organism: Cyprinodon variegatus (sheepshead minnow)
Lineage: Eukaryota; Metazoa; Chordata; Actinopteri; Cyprinodontiformes; Cyprinodontidae
Gene: sh3bgrl3
Product: SH3 domain-binding glutamic acid-rich-like protein 3
Exons: 3
Coding region: 87-365 (92 amino acids)
Cellular component (GO): cytoplasm
Source: RefSeq, a predicted model, not a curated record
UUGGAUCUCCAGCUGUUGAACUUGACGCUUUCGAGUGGAGCUACUUUCCAGCGGCGGAUUUACAAAGAGAGCUUGAACCUGCAGAGAUGGGGGUCAAAGUUUACUACACCACGGUCACCGCUUCACGGACGGUGAAGUCUCAACAAGCCGAGGUCCUCCGGAUUCUGGACAGCAAAAGCAUUAAAUACGAGCUGAUCGACAUCUCUGUGGGCGGUGAGCUACGGGAGGAAAUGAGAAGCAAAGCGGGCGACUCCACCGCAGCCCCGCCUCAGUUUUUCAAUGAGGACCAGUACUGUGGGAACUAUGAGAUGUUUUCAGAGGCAGUGGAAGCAGAUACAGUGGAACAGUUCCUGAAACUGGCAUGAGGACGGCGCUCCUUCUAAAGCCGAACCCUCCACCCGGAGCCCCGUCACUGACAGCGUCUGCACCCUCUCUACGCCAUCACGAAGAAUGCCAAAUAUUUUGAAUCAAUCUAAAGAAAAACAUUCCCCUCUUUACUGAAAAUAAGUCUUAAUCUAUUUUUUUUUUUUUUAGAUCCUUACACCUGUUAGACUAAAAGUUAUGAAGCAGCUCCAAAUCCAGCAGGAAUCAAUGAGGUUAAACUAAUCUUAGCCAUGGCUGCUGGAUGGCUGGAGAUUAAACUAAUCCACUGGAUGAUAAGAAUCAAAUCAACUUUCUGUUUCUAACCAUCAUCAUCAUCAUUAUGAGUUAGCCGCCUUAAUCAGUAUUUCAUCACUUCUACACCAUGAUCCACUGAAGGAACACAAACCCUCAAAGUUUAAACUCUUAAAGUUUGAUAAAGUCUGUUACUGAUCCAAAAUAAGUCACAUGUACAUGUCGGUUUUUCUUUUUACAUUACAAUAAUGUAGCAUUUGUUUGGACCAAUCGGCUUCAACUUUCACAACCAACCAAAGAAACGGUCAAACCAAUCAGCAUCUUCUGAUUUCUAUUCAAAGCGGAUUUUCUAUUAAAGUAAAAUGCCUGCGUUCUGUCAAACCAACAUACCUAUAGUCAAUACGCACGUGCAAGGCGUCAGAUUUGAGUUUAUCCCUGUAGUUUUGUAUGAAAAAUACACUUUAAACUACCUCAAGGGGCGUGUAUUCCCUAGUCAUGGACAAAAAAACAAUUUAAUUACGUAGUUUUUGGUGUUUUUUGAAGCGUACGGCGAUCUGAGUUUAAAUUGUUGGGUUUUUUUUGUACUUGACACACCUGUCGAGGUAGUUUAAAGUCUAUUUUUUAUACAAAACUAAAGGGAUAAACUGAAAUCUGACGUCUUUCUCAUGCAUACUGACUGUGGUUGUGCUGGUCUGACGGAACACGGGAUCCUAACUGGUUCCAAAGGUUUGUUUUGGUCCUUUAAAAGCUAACACCUGGAAAGAAGGCUGCUUAAAGUUUGCCUCCAUCUCAGAGCCGUAGUGCCAAUAGAUCAGCUCUCUAAAAUCUGCAGUGUUAGCGUGUUUCCUACCCGCUCCUUUAACCUCAUAGCUGCUACUUAAAAUGGUGAACAAUGACGGAGUGUUUGACACAACUCAGUUUUAAACUUUGGGAAACUUUCACCAACUUUCUCAGCACAUUCCACAAAUCGACCUCGGUUGAAGUAUAACCGACCGUUUCCAUGCUUAGCAGUUCCUCCGCCUGUUUGCACCCCCCCCCCCCCCUCCAUUCCUUCUGUAAACAUGUCUCCUGUGAUUUCUGUGCAUUGUUUGUGGAUGUAUGCCUGCCGUUGAUGUACGUUCACCAUGAAUCAUUCCUUAGACAUUCCACUCUGUGUUACUUUUGGACCAAUUCCCCUUGGCCAAAAACAAAAGAAAACUGUUUAAAAUAGGGACUAAAAAGUGGUUGUCUUCCAAGAAGAUUGUGAGAAAUGAUUUAUGGGUUGAAAAUAAAGAAGUUAAAAAA